Messenger RNA from Cladocopium goreaui, 2472 nucleotides. NCBI's taxonomy places the organism in Eukaryota, Dinophyceae, Suessiales, Symbiodiniaceae. The record is from the annotation of a GenBank genome assembly.
AUUUUCACCAUGGACAAGCAAAACUUUGCGCGGGUGGUGGAUGAAUCUCUCCACAAUUUGCGGUGGAAACUGCUGGAUGCCUUUCCGGAAAUCCAAGCUGGCUGCGAUUCGCUGCUGGGGACGAGCACGUCUCCCACCAAUUUCGCCCAUCUCACUCCGAUGGUGAAGGAUUCACCGAAGGAUUCCCCAUCUCCUUCAAGGCGACAGUCUUUGGCGCCCACAAUCUCUCCAGCAGAUAGCAUGCAGUCCCAGGUCCUGCGCAUGGAGCAGGAAGAGAUAGACACUCCACGGCACAGACAUCCUGAGUUGGUGCCAGCCUUCCAGGGCAGUGAGGAAGAAGGACAAAAGAUCCGCAGUCGCUUGCGAUUGCGGCUGGGAGCUUUGAAUGAUUCGCUGGUGAGUGGCAAGGGCUUGCACGAUGCCUGCGUGGCACUGGGACUUACAGCUUACACUGUGGAAGAUAUGAAUUCUUUGGUGAAUCUUUUGGCGGAUUACAUCCAGCUGGACUUUGAGCGUGAGGAGGGUGUGGUCUAUGAAAAACCCCGACGCUUAAGUGUCAAUUCCGCGAAUAUGUUCUUCUUUUCCAACCAUCACCAGCCAGCGGUGCCGGUGGUGAGUGGCAAGCCCGUGUGGCACUGGCCCUGUUCACUGACCAGUCGCAACCUGCAUCGGAGCGCUUCCAUGCAGCAGACUUUCGACCCAUUCGCGGGGGUGAGCAAGCACUUCAACCUGGUACCCGCCAUGCCGUUGAUGGAAAUUUUCCUUGCGAAAGAGUGCGAGGUCCACAGGAGAAUCUUCGGGCCGCGAUACAUGAAGCAAUUCAAGGCUAUGAAGGAGAUCUUACUGGCUGGGGACACCAAUCGCUUGGUCGCAGAGUUGACCUUUGUGCGCAUCAACGAUUUGGCAGCCCCACCAGAAGACAGGAGCAUUGGCGUGUUUCUGGAGCCCAUGGUGGCCUCUGUCAUCAUCGCCAACGGCGUGGUUGUGGGCUUCCAGGCGGAUCCUGAGUACGCCAACUGGCACGGCUGGCUGGGGGUGGAAAGCGCCUUCGCGUUCUUUUUGAUCGCAGAGAUUCUGCUGCGGAUGUUGGUGAUCCAGGGUCGCAAGACCUUCUUCUGUGGCCAGGAGUCUGCUUGGAAUUUCUUCGAUCUGCUCCUGGCUGCCAGUGGUUUAGCUGAUGUGUGCAUACAACUUGCGGGUGCCGACAUGCCAGAUGUUUUUGCCACCUCGCUGCUACGGUUCUGUCGCCUGAUCCGACUGGUGCGUAUCGUGAAGGUCUUUCGACUCAAGGCCAUGAAGGAUCUGCGGUUGAUGGUGAAGGGCCUGGUGGCUGGAGUGAAGACGCUGGUGCUGGCCUUCACCCUGCUGUUUACAGUGCUCUAUGUGAUCAGUGGUUUCGCCACGAUGACCAUUGGAGGUAGCCAAAAAACCAUCGACCUGGGCCUACAAAGAUAUUUCCUCACGAUCCCAGAUUCCAUGUUCACCUGUUUUCGAUGCUUCACAGGGGAAUGUGUGAAUGAUAGUGGGCAACCGAUCCAUGCCAUGUUGGCGGACGCCUUCGGCCCAAUUUUUGUCUUCCCCUACGUCGCGAGCUUCAUGUUGGUGAGUUUGGGCAUUUUCAACGUGAUCCUGGCUGUCUACGUUGAUAUCACCAUGAAGGCUGCAAAAGAAAACGACCUGACGGUGGAGCAGCACAACCGCGAAUCCAUUCGCAUCGCGCGCAUCGCGCGGGAGUUGCUGAAGAAGUUUGCGGCGGCCUUUCGACUCUUCCAAGACAUGAACGAAGAAGACAGCGCGCAGCCGAAGAUCAAACUCUCCAAGUCCAAUGGCUUCAUGGACGCAGAUGUCCUGGAGAGCAUCGCCAUCACCAAGGAGCUCUUCUUGAUGGUGAUCCAGGACCGUCGUGUCCAAGGCUUGAUGGAUGAACUGGAACUGCCGCCGGAUCGCGCCAAUCUCUUCGAGAUAAUCGAUGCAGAUGGCUCGGGGACGCUCCAAUUGUCCGAGCUGGUCCACGGGCUUUUGAAGAUCCGUGGCGAGAUCUCCAAGAGCGACGUGGUGGCGGGGCUCUUGGCCACCAAAGCCGUGCAGGAAAAGGUGGAGGAAGUGCUCCAGGAAAACGCCCGACACGUCGAUGAACUGAAGUUCGAACUUCAAGGUUUGCAGCUGGCGAUGAGGUCUGCAGGAAGCAGAGAGCCCAGCAGAGAGCCCAGCGUCCGAUUCACCGGCACCGAGCCAUUGGAGGAGGUUCCGCAGCUGGAGGAGGACAAGGUGAUGGGAAUCUUGGAGGAGGAAUCUCCAAGGUUACCGUCGAUCACGAAACCGUCAUUUUUGCUACAGGCUCCGCAGCGGCCGAAAGAGCUGGUGGAUGACAGUGAAGUGGCGCCACCAGCGGAGGAAGCGUCGCCGGAGAAUGAAAUCAUUGAGCUGCAGAGAACCGAAUAACCUGCAGCCGAAGAUCCGAUGUUUUUUUUC